CUGAUUCAAGCACAUGCAUUUGCGGUAUACCUACAUACCAGCAGUCGCAGUGCUAGUUUUGGCCUCAUCCGCCUUAUCGCUUGAGAUCGAUCGUCAGCCAGCUAGUUUAGUGCAUCCCAUGCCCAAGAAUGCUUGCGGCAUCGGCACGUUGGCGGGUCAUGUUGGCUUGGAGGAAGAGAGCUCAUAGAUUACUAGGGAUAUCUUUUGUCCUUAUCUAUCAGCAUUCAUGCAUACAUAUGGACAUCCAUACAUGUACAUACAUGCACAUAGUACUAUACAUAUGCACACGAGCUCAAUAUCCGUGUAUUGACUGGAUCCUCCCGUGCGUCACAUCUCACUCCAGAUCAGGUGUGCCUUUUUUUAGGCAGCACGAUGCAUGGCUAGCUUGUGGAAACGGCCAAAGGAGAGACACUCUACUCAUUGCACCACACACGAAACAAAAAGGGACGAAAAGCAGCCGGGCAUGGGGCGAUUCUGAGCCGACUUCAGUCCACAUGUUGACAGCGUGAGCGCCAAGGCUACCCUGCCUGCCUACACGCACCAUUGCCCCCCUAGGUU
Messenger RNA from Trichoderma asperellum CBS 433.97, 558 nucleotides. Lineage: Eukaryota; Fungi; Ascomycota; Sordariomycetes; Hypocreales; Hypocreaceae. The record is from RefSeq and is a predicted model, not a curated record.